Pseudophryne corroboree (corroboree frog) is the source of this 2081-nucleotide messenger RNA. RefSeq names its product thymidine phosphorylase (gene TYMP). The coding region runs from base 479 to 1900 and encodes 473 amino acids. Lineage: Eukaryota; Metazoa; Chordata; Amphibia; Anura; Myobatrachidae. The record is from RefSeq and is a predicted model, not a curated record. Gene Ontology annotation, cellular component: cytosol. Gene Ontology annotation, molecular function: pyrimidine-nucleoside phosphorylase activity; 1,4-alpha-oligoglucan phosphorylase activity. Gene Ontology annotation, biological process: pyrimidine nucleobase metabolic process; pyrimidine nucleoside metabolic process. The transcript has 11 exons.
CGUAGUGAACCCCGCACGUAUAACACAGGAAGCAUCACCAUCAGUCACCCAUAGAGUAAUCCUUUACACGCUGUAAAUCAUUUGUUACACUGUUCAGGCUGUCCUGCAUGAGCUGACUGACGCCCCUUAUCCCUAGCUCCUGAUUGGACCGUGACGCUGGAGGUAGUUGUGCAGAAUGACUCGAGUGAGAAGUUAUUUGGAAGACACUUGUAUCUGGGCUGCAGAAAAAGUAAUAGGCACAUAACAUGGAAAACUGGAAAUUAAAACUUUACAAAACAAAGUGGGUGUGGCAAGAGAAACCCAGGAGCAAUGACAGAGUGAGCCAAGGUACCCAGCGGAGGCUCACAGACAGAAGGAGACAGUCGGGAACCUGCAGGAGAGAAAGCAGAGAUUUCUGAUAAUUAAAUGAACUCGGAGAGAGGUGACUUUGGUAACCUGCCCUUGCAGAUGAGAUAACAGGUCCGGUGCUGCCUCAGAGAUGGAGUCCAUGACAGUUGCUGGAUGUGAAGAUGUUUUCCAGUUUCGUAUUGCUGAUAUCAUUGCUAAGAAGCGUGAUGGCUUGGCGCUGUCAUCAGAGGAGAUUAGACAUGUGGUGAAAGCAACAAUGAGACGCCAAAUUCAAGACAGCCAACUGGGUGCACUGCUUAUGGCCAUCCGUCUUCGUGGAAUGAACCCCGAGGAGACCAUGACGUUGACCAAAGAAAUGGUGGCCUCGGGCUGUGUGCUCACAUGGCCAGAGGAAUGGAGUGGUUGGUUGGUGGACAAACAUUCUACAGGAGGAGUGGGAGAUAAAGUCAGCCUGCCUCUGGCACCAGCACUCGCUGCCUGUGGUUGCAAGGUUCCAAUGAUCAGUGGACGAGGACUGGGCCAUACUGGGGGAACGCUGGAUAAGUUAGAGUCAGUUCCAGGAUUCAGCUCACAGCAGAGCCCUGAGCAGAUGCUGGAAAUCCUUCGUUCUGUUGGUUGCUGUAUUGUUGGACAGUCUGCAGACCUAGUACCAGCUGAUAAGAUAUUUUACGAGAUGCGUGAUGUGACAGGAACGGUGGACAGUCUGCCACUGAUUACAGCUUCAGUGAUGAGUAAGAAGGUGGCUGAGAGCCUUUCUGCGCUGAUCCUUGAUGUAAAGUUCGGUGAGGCAGCUCAAAGUCCAACAAUAGUAGAAGCAAAGCGCCUGGCACAAAGUCUUGUCAGUGUUGGAGUUUCCCUUGGAAUUCCAACCAUCGCUAUUAUCACCAAUAUGGAUAGUCCCAUUGGCCGUCGCGUGGGAAACAGCCUGGAAGUAAUAGAAGCCCUAGAAUGCUUGGAGGGUGCAGGGCUUGAUGACCUCAGAGAACUUGUUACACGUACAGGUGGCUAUCUACUCUGGCUAUGUGGUCAGGCUGUCUCCGAAACACAAGGAGCCGAGAAAAUCGCAAAAGUGUUGGAUGAUGGGUCUGCUCUGCAAUGUUUCCGAAAGAUGAUGGAGGCUCAGGGGGUACAGUCUGAAGUAGCCAGGUCUCUGAGCUCCAGCAGUACAGGUUUCAGAAAAGCAUCUCACUUAGAAGAACUGAUGGUGCAGAGAACAGGCACCGUGGAGUUGAUUAAGGCCAGACCAAUUGCCGAAAUCCUGAAUGCACUUGGAGCUGGGAGAAGCAAAGCAACAGAUGUCAUUAACCACAGCAUUGGAGCAGAACUUCUUGUGAGAGUAGGGCAGCAUGUAGAGAGAGGAAGACCAUGGAUCAGGAUUCAUUAUGACAAUCCUCCUCUUCAGGACAACCACAGGCAGACACUACAGAAUGCUCUUUGUAUCACAGAUCGUCCUGUUUUUACACCUCUAUCUCUUAUCAGGGAUGUCAUCCAUUCCCAAGGCAGUAAAGAAGAGUUUGGUGCCACUGUCCGUAGUGAGCGGGAGAUUAUCUGAGAACCUAUUUUUCAUAUUUUAUCCGAUGUAAAGAGUUUUGUAACAAACCCAAAUGAAAAUUAAGUGUAAAAUGAAUAUGUCAUUUUUAAAAGUAAUACGUAUAGUAGUAAGACAAUACAGAAUAUUUAACAAAUAAUUAAAAUUGCUUGCAACUGCCCAUUAUCAUUAUUUUGCAAUUUGC